Penicillium verhagenii is the source of this 795-nucleotide messenger RNA. RefSeq names its product DUF4112 domain-containing protein. The transcript is spliced from 3 exons. Bases 1 to 795 code for a protein of 264 amino acids. The record is from RefSeq and is a predicted model, not a curated record. NCBI's taxonomy places the organism in Eukaryota, Fungi, Ascomycota, Eurotiomycetes, Eurotiales, Aspergillaceae.
AUGUCGAACGCGCUUUUUUCUAUUAUCAGCAAGCGUGUGCUUGCUGAAUCUGCUGGUAAUCACUUUGGAAUGGAGGAUCCCUAUUUCGAAGAAGUACCCGCUUCUCGACUUGGUCGCGCCGUUGGCAAGAAGAAGCAAAAGCGCCGCAAAGCGAUUCCACCAGGAUUGUCCGAACAUGACGCCAAAAUCCUUACUCAGGUCAAACGUCGUGCAUACCGACUCGAUUACUCCCUUUUCAAUCUAUGCGGCAUCCGAUUCGGUUGGGGCAGUGUGAUUGGACUCGUUCCAUUUAUCGGUGACGCUGGCGACGCUGCACUGGCCAUGAUGGUGGUGAGGACAUGUGAAGGGAUCGAGGGUGGAUUGCCGUCGCGUUUGCGGUAUAUGAUGCUCGUGAAUGUGAUCAUCGACUUCUUCAUUGGUCUCGUGCCUUUCAUCGGUGAUAUUGCAGAUGCGGUGUAUAAAGCCAACACUAGAAACGCCGUGCUUCUUGAGAAACAUCUACGUCAAAAGGGCGCCAAGGCUCUCUCCAGGCGGAACAGUUCAACCAGGAGAGACGACCGGCGGAUCAAGGAGAUCGAUCACAGUCUCCCAGAUGAGUUUGAUAAGCAGGAGAGUGGCGUCGUGGGCAGCUCCCCACCAACAUACCAAGAGCAUGACUCUGGUAGAGAUAGGGCCACAGCCAGCACCCACCCAGCGCGACCUUCACCUGCUAAGCCAGCUCGGCCCAACCGAUCCGUUGCCAGGUGGUUUGGUGGAGCAAGCCAUCCACAAGAGGACCCAGAACGUGGUGCAUGA